AUGAACAAAAGUCUGUGGAAUAACUUAACAGUCAGAUUUGUAUUUGUUGUUGGAUUACCAAUACCAAAUGAGACAAAUAUUUAUCAUUUUGAUGGUGUAAAUAUUCAGUUGAAUGGGAAAUCAUGGUCGGAAUCGAGAAAACGUGAAUUUUCUCGAUGGUCGGUAAUAAAAGAGUUGAGAAAUGAAAGCAGAUUUUAUGGUGACAUGUUGGUUGGUGGUUUCUUUGAUACUUACUUCAAUUUAACUACGAAAAUGAUGUUAUCUUUUCGUUGGGCGUGUACCUUCUGUAAGAAUAUAACGCCAUUAUUUUUAUUUAUUGACGAUGAUUAUGUACUUCAUCCGAACAAUACAAUGAAACUCGUAAAGUCAAUUAAAAUAUCAGAUAUGAAGUCAUAUGUCGGUGGUCCAAUUCAUGCAACAUCAGUUGUAUCGCGACCAGAAAAUAAAAGUUACAACUCAAAGUGGGAUGUUUCACCUCAUGAAUAUCCAUGGAGUUAUUAUCCUCCAUACUUUUAUGGUAUUGGCUAUAUGAUUGGGGCUGACGUUGUAUGUGAUGCUUCUGUUACAAUGUCAUUUACACAAAAUCUCCGUAUUGAUGAUGCAUACCUUGGGAUUGUUUUGGCGAGACUGAACAAGAAGCUCAAUCAACUUAAAGGGUUCAGAGUAUACACUGAUACAAAUUUCGAAGCAUCAGGAGCAGUUAUUAUACAAAAAUCAAGCGCUGGUUUACUGUUUGCUUAA
This is a messenger RNA of Schistosoma mattheei, 741 nucleotides long. The record is from the annotation of a GenBank genome assembly. Lineage: Eukaryota; Metazoa; Platyhelminthes; Trematoda; Strigeidida; Schistosomatidae.